UCAGGAGGCUGAGAUGGGAGGAGGAGAUGGGUGGGAUCACUUGAGCCCGGGAGUCAGAAGCUACAGUGAGCCGUGAUCGCGCCUGGGUGACAGAGCCAGACCAUUUUUUGCCUGUGAAUUCCAUGAACCACUCUGCUCCCUACUGAAAUAACUAAGGGCCAACAUCUAUUGAGUGUUUCCUGCAUACUAGGCAUUGUAUUAAUAACAUUUUACGUGCAUCACCUCAUUUAACCGUCACAACUACCCUGGGGUACUAAUAGGCGCUAAUCUAUUUCACCGCUGAGAAACUGAGGCUUGGGUAUGAAACGUGCCCAGGGGUUACACGGCUAGUGAGUGGCUGGGUUAGGACUGGAUCCCAGGCAAUCCAACGUAAGCGUUCCCUUAAAAGCCACUAAUAUGGUGUGUGCCCGAGGAGUAGCCAUCAUGAGCAAAGCUCACCCUCCCGAGUUGAAAAAAUGUAUGGACAAGAAGUUAUCAUUGAAAUUAAAUGGUGGCAGACAUGUUCAAGGAAUAUUGCGGGGAUUUGAUCCCUUUAUGAAUCUUGUGAUCCAUGAAUGUGUGGAGAUGGCGACUAGCGGACAACAGAACAAUACUGGAAUGGUGGUAAUACGAGGAAAUAGUAUCAUCAUGUUAGAAGCCUUGGAACGAGUAUAAAUAACGGCUGUUCAGCGGGGAAGCCCAUGUCCUCUCUCCACAGGGCCUGUUUUACUAUGAUGUAAAAAUUAGGUUAUGCACAUUUUCAUAUUAGACUUUUUGUUAAAUAAACUUUUGUAAUAGUCAA
This is a messenger RNA of Cebus imitator (Panamanian white-faced capuchin), 781 nucleotides long. RefSeq names its product small nuclear ribonucleoprotein G-like. The record is from RefSeq and is a predicted model, not a curated record. The transcript has a single exon. Gene Ontology annotation, cellular component: U12-type spliceosomal complex; U4 snRNP; U5 snRNP. Bases 397 to 654 code for a protein of 85 amino acids. NCBI's taxonomy places the organism in Eukaryota, Metazoa, Chordata, Mammalia, Primates, Cebidae. Gene Ontology annotation, molecular function: RNA binding. Gene Ontology annotation, biological process: spliceosomal snRNP assembly; mRNA splicing, via spliceosome.